This is a messenger RNA of Staurois parvus, 270 nucleotides long. The record is from the annotation of a GenBank genome assembly. NCBI's taxonomy places the organism in Eukaryota, Metazoa, Chordata, Amphibia, Anura, Ranidae.
AAAAUCCCAAUACGUGUAAAUCAAUUGGUUUAUGUGAAAAUUAUAGCAUCUAGAAAUGGAGGUAUAUAUACUGGAAUUUUUCUUUUUAUUAUACUAGUAAUGGUGCGAUCAACGACUUAUAAGGGGACUGCGGUGGGCAUUCUGACACUGGUGGGGGGAACUGACUUGGUGUCACUGACAUCCCCAGUGACACCAAUACAGUUAUCAGUGCUAAUAAAAAGCACUGACACUGUACUAAUGGCACUGGGCAGGAAGGGUUUAACAUGUGGG